AUGCCCGUAGAUGACGACAGCGACGAUGAAGACAACAAACCGAUAUACGAAUCAUUCGCCGGCACGAAGAAGAAGUAUAAACCAGUCGCCUUGAAGACUUGGCCAGUCCUCGGGGCCGUCGAUGAACAGUUUCAUAUUCGUCGCGACAUCAGAGGCGAUCCCCUCGAAACCAUGCCGACACUCUCGAAGCACCCGCCACCGUUCGUGCCUACCAGCCAAUACACCAAGGAGCGGAAACAAAUGUCCGACAAAUUGCACAGUGGGGACUUCCUUCUACCAGCCGAACGCAAGCUCGUCCAUCACUUCAUGUCGCUACACAACGACACCUUCACAUGGACCGACGACGAGACGGGCUGUUUCAAACCGGCUUACUUCCCUCCAGUCGAGAUCCCCGUGGUUCCGCACACGCCUUGGGUCCAGCAAAACAUCCCAAUUCCGCCGGGACUGUACAAUGAGGUUUGCACACAGGACGGUAAAGCACUUCGUAUUGUUCACAGUCUCAAACCCCUUAACGCAGUAACGAUUCAACAUUCGGGAGUUCCUCCAACGCCCGAACAUCUCGCCGAACAGUUCGGCGGCCGACCCUGUGGGGGAAUGCUUGACCUAUUCGUAGGCUACAACGAACACCUUAUAGCGGAGAAAUUGAGAGACCUCACCACAUUUCAGUCGCCGUAUGGUGCGCUUCGACUACGAACGUUGCCAAUGGGCUGGACAAACUCGGUUCCAAUCUUCCACGAGGACGUUACUUACAUCCUGCAGCCCAAGAUUCCCAAGAUUACCAUCCCGUACAUUGACGACGUUCUGAUCAAGGGCCCCGAAACAGAUUACGGAGGUGAACGACUCCUCGAGAACAAUGGGAUUUGUCGAUUCGUAUGGCAGCACUUCGAGAACCUCAAUCAAGUGGUUACUCGGAUGCGCUACGCUGGUGGCACCUUCUUGGGACCGAAAAGUGUCUUGAUUGCGUGGGAAAUCAUGGUGUCAUCCGAAACUGGGGACCCUGCGAGACACUCUCUGACGUUCGAGCAUUUCUUGGAACCAUCGGAGUCGUACGAUGCGGACUUCGAGUUCGGUCCCGAGCAAUUAGCUUCCCAACAGGAUCUCAAGGACGCCUUACUCAACUCAGCAGCGCUGCGCGUGAUCAACUACGACUCCGCCGCUCCAGUCAUUAUGGCGGUCGACACUUCGUAUAUCGCCGUUGGAUAUCACCUUUGCCAGACCGACGAAGCCAACACCCGACUCCGAUAUUAUAGCCGAUUUGGUUCGAUUACGCUUAAUGAUCGGGAACGGCGAUUCUCACAACCAAAGCUUGAGAUUUACGGCCUUUUUCGAGCGCUCUGA
Fibroporia radiculosa is the source of this 1338-nucleotide messenger RNA. RefSeq lists its product as uncharacterized. The record is from RefSeq and is a predicted model, not a curated record. The transcript is spliced from 4 exons. The coding region runs from base 1 to 1338 and encodes 445 amino acids. NCBI's taxonomy places the organism in Eukaryota, Fungi, Basidiomycota, Agaricomycetes, Polyporales, Fibroporiaceae.